Molecule: messenger RNA, 1663 nt
Organism: Topomyia yanbarensis
Lineage: Eukaryota; Metazoa; Arthropoda; Insecta; Diptera; Culicidae
Product: acetyl-CoA acetyltransferase, cytosolic-like
Exons: 4
Coding region: 278-1462 (394 amino acids)
Biological process (GO): fatty acid beta-oxidation
Molecular function (GO): acetyl-CoA C-acetyltransferase activity
Source: RefSeq, a predicted model, not a curated record
AGCAUGCAAUUUCUCUACUCUCUAGAAAGAUACCCCGCAUCAGCUCUUCAGCAGCAGGUAUACAGUCACGUUUUGAGGUUGGACAAGUGUUGACGUGUUCGGUUCUACCAGGCAGGUCUGUAUAUAAAGUUAGCAGGCAUUCCGUUACGACUUUCAUUCAUAACAGAACAGCAUUCAAUACUCGUGUACCUGCCACCAGUGCCUUACGACGCAAGGAUACUAGUUCGGAACGUAGGCGGAGAUUUCAUUCAUUGCUGCAUUAUUUGCAUAACAAACGAUGACGUCACCAGGAGAGGUUUACAUCGUGUCUGCCGCCAGGACACCAAUCGGUAACUUCCAAGGCACCGUCUCCUCGCUAACUGCAGCCGAGCUGGGAGCAGUCGUCGUGAAGGAAGUUCUGAACCGAGCCAGCGUACCACCGGCCGAUGUCGAUGAAGUUAUCCUUGGACAGGCACUAACCGCAGCGCAAGGUCAAAAUCCGGCCCGUCAGGCUGCGAUCAAGGCUGGCCUUCCCAAGGAAGUGCCGGCCUAUCUGGUCAAUAUGUUGUGCGGUUCGGGGUUGAAAACCGUUUCGCUAGGCUAUCAGGCAAUCCGUUCCGGCGAUUCCAGCGUAGUCGUUGCUGGUGGACAGGAAAGUAUGUCCAAGGCGCCGCAUGCAAUGCACCUGCGAAGCGGUACCAAAAUGGGAGAAGCAAAAAUGAUCGAUACCAUGCUGCAUGACGGACUGACGGAUGCUUUCCACGACAUACAUAUGGGAAUAACCGCCGAGAAUGUGGCCAAAGAAAGUAACAUUACUAGGGAGCAGCAGGAUGCUUUAGCUUUGGAAAGCCAAAAGCGGGCAGAGGAGGCUCAAAAUAAGGGUUACUUCACGGAGGAGAUUGUUGCCGUGCAGGUUCCAACAAGAAACGGAACAAUUUCGUUCGAAAAGGAUGAGUUCCCGAAACCGGGUACAACUUUGGAAAAACUUGCCAAGCUGAAACCGUGUUUCAUCAAGGACGGUACUGUGACGGCUGGGAAUGCUUCGGGACUGAACGAUUCGGCUGCUGCCGUUUUGCUGAUGUCCGCCGAAGAGGUUCAGAAACGGGACACUAAACCAAUGGCUCGGAUCGUCGCUGUAGCUCAGACCGGUAUUUGUCCGAAGACGAUGGGGAUUGCCCCGGUCAGUGCGGUGUCGAAAGUGUUGCAAAACGCGGGUUGGAAGGUAGAGGAUGUCGACCUCUUUGAAUUGAAUGAAGCUUUUGCAGCUCAAUCAGUUGCCGUCGUGAACGGUCUUGGGGUUAGUCCGGACAAGGUAAACAUUAAUGGCGGAGCUAUUGCUUUGGGACAUCCAGUUGGUGCCUCCGGGUGCCGUGUUUUGGUUACGUUGUUGUAUGCUCUGAAAAGAACCAAUGGCAAGAAGGGAGUAGCUUCACUCUGUAUCGGGGGCGGAAUGGGAGUGGCCAUGGCUGUUGAAAUGGUUUGAGAAAUGGUCUGAUCCAAUAACUUUUUUGUAGUUAGCAGAAUAUAUAACUUUCCUCUUCUGUUGGCCAGUACUUACGACCGUUACCACAAGUCGGUUGCAAUCAAUAUAUUAUACAAUGUGUUUUCUUUUCAAUAGUAUUACUCUAGUUUCAAAUAGUAUUAUUACUGGGAAACUUGCGACAAUAAAGAAUUGAUAUAUCGA